Messenger RNA from Centruroides sculpturatus (bark scorpion), 486 nucleotides. RefSeq lists its product as uncharacterized. The record is from RefSeq and is a predicted model, not a curated record. NCBI's taxonomy places the organism in Eukaryota, Metazoa, Arthropoda, Arachnida, Scorpiones, Buthidae. Bases 4 to 429 code for a protein of 141 amino acids. The transcript is spliced from 5 exons.
AACAUGAAACUCUUGAUGCUACUUUUCGUACUCGGCGCCACUAUUUUCUCCGUAGUUUCUUCUUAUUCGUCACAGGAAGCGGGUUAUCACAACUCCGUCCGAGAUAACCUUAGACGAUUUUGCGCUCUGGAAAACGGAUCUCAUUUUCGCUACUGUUUAAUAGUCAACGGGCUAAGAGAGAAUAUUGAGCGAUACCGCAACUGCGCUGAACAAGUGAAAUUUUUCCAUAUAUUGCAAGAGAUUGAUCAAUUCAUUUGCAAGAAUAGAACCGAACAGGAAUACGAACAAUUUAUGAAGUGUUUCGAACCCGCUUCUAACGCUGCCAACCGAAAUAAUCCCAGAAUUUUUCCUAUACUCGAGAAAUGCUUGCAGUUCGAGGAAAAUAUCGACGUCGGCAAAAAAUUUAUAUACGACGAGUACGGAAUGUAAAAGACGGCAACACUAUUCCUUUCCGUCGGCUUAAAUAUAUUAAAUGUUUGCAAAUAU